Messenger RNA from Rhinolophus ferrumequinum (greater horseshoe bat), 2003 nucleotides. RefSeq names its product transmembrane protein 199 (gene VMA12). Gene Ontology annotation, biological process: vacuolar proton-transporting V-type ATPase complex assembly. The transcript is spliced from 6 exons. Gene Ontology annotation, cellular component: endomembrane system. NCBI's taxonomy places the organism in Eukaryota, Metazoa, Chordata, Mammalia, Chiroptera, Rhinolophidae. Bases 42 to 668 code for a protein of 208 amino acids. The record is from RefSeq and is a predicted model, not a curated record.
GUCCAGGUUCGGGGGUCACGUGACCGGAGAGUCGGCCAGAGAUGGCGUCUUGUUUGGUUGCUGGCGACAGGCUGGUGCGCGCUUUGGGCUCUGGCGGGGAGCUGGAGCCAGAGCAGCUGCCCCGGAAGCUGCGGGCAGAGCUUGAGGCCGCGCUGGGGAAGAAGCACAAGGGCGGUGACGGCCCCAGUGGUCCCGCUCGCCUGGUUUCCUUCCGCCUGCUCCGGGAUCUUCACCAGUACCUGAGAGAAAAGGAUUCCACACUGUACCUUCAUGAGCUCCUGGAAGGCAGUGAAAUCUAUAUCCCAGAGGUGGUGAAGCCUCCUAGGAACCCAGAGCUUGUUGCCCGUCUGGAGAAAAUUAAGAUACAUCUUGCCAAUGAGGAAUAUAAGCGGAUCACCCGUAAUGUCACCUGUCAGGACUCAAGGCAUGGUGGGAUUCUCAGUGACCUGGGAAAACAAGUGAGAUCAGUGAAGGCUCUGAUCAUCACCAUCUUCAACUUCAUUGUCACGGUGGCAGCUGCCUUCGUCUGCACUUACCUUGGAAGCCAGUAUGUCUUCACAGAAAUGGCCUCGCGGGUACUGGCUGCAUUGAUCGUCGCCUCUGUGGUAGGUCUGGCGGAGCUGUAUGUCAUGGUGCGGGCGAUGGAAGGCGAGUUGGGAGAGAUAUAACUGAUACUUCAUCAUCAAAGUCUGGAGAGGGUUUGGAGGGGCUCCAGGCUCCCGGCUGCCAAUCACUGACUCUCAGUCAACCCAUCAGGCUCUUUGUACUCAGCUCUGGUUAGUCAGGGCUGAGCCAAGGCUAUGUGCCCUUCCUGUGGGGAGCCCUAUCGUCUGCCAGUUGCCAGAGGGAGCAUAGAGGAGACUCAGACAACAACUGGUCUGUCAGUACCUUCUCCUGAUCCUGGUGCCCAUCUGCCUUCACCAGUCCAUUUUGGGCACCACUAGGGAUGGAUUGUUUCCCAUUCGGAAUAAACAGAAACCAGGUCUUCCUAGAAGUAGACCACACUGCCUUGAACUUGCACAAGUACACAGAUCAGUCAUCAUCCAUGCUCCACAUAUCCUUGAUGCAGUCCUGUAACUUAGUUCUGAAACCUCCGAGGAAGCAGAAAGGUUUCCGUUUCUCCCGUUUGUGCUGGAAGAAGAACUGAUCAGAGGAUACCAAAUAAGAGAAAAACAGGUUGGUACAGGGUGGCGGAAUUGGAAGUCAGACAGCUACCUUUUUGGAACCUUAGUUGCUAUCUCCAUCCUCUUCUUCUGCUUGCCUUUUUCAGAUGUUCUAAACGCUUCUGCCUGUCUCUACCACUCACCAGCCCUCCUUAAACUUCCCAUCUUCUCUUCACCCUUUGCUCUGCCUCCAAAAAUGUAAACAAUAUAGGUGGCAAAACAGUUUAUCUGCUUUUAAUUGCAAAACCCCUCGUACGUAUUUGUGUUUGUGGAGAGAGUGUGCCUGCUGUGGAUUAUCUCGACUGUAAUAGUAGAAAGAGAGAUUUGUUGUGGACAGGGAUUAUUUCCGGAUUUAUAUAUGUAACUAUAUGAAUGUGAAUAAACAUACACAUGAAUAUGUACACAGAAUGUAUACAUUAUGAGUAUGUCUGCAUAUUAUACAUAAGCCUAAUGUAGGAUAUUUUAUGUGGGUUCUUAAACAUGUUUGGGUAAGUGACAAAAAUAGUAUGUAAAUGCUCAUGGUUGACUAAUUGUUUUACAUAGUUGCUUUUGGUUUUCACGACAGUCUUGGAGGUUGGAAAAGCAAAUGGUCUUAGGCCCCUUUUCCAGAAGACAAAACUAAGGCUGAGAGAGAUCAAAUGGCCUGCUGUGGUCCUUCCUCUGUUAAAAGGAGCCAAAGACUACUAGGUGGUCCUGAAGUCUCCAUGUAAUGCUAAAUUUCUAGAACUUAUAUUAGUGAUAUGAUGAUAGAAUCUAUACAAGACACUUAAAAACAAUAUCAGCAUUAGUUAUUUAUCCAAUAAAUAUUUAUUGUAUUCAUUGUAUUUUUACUUCAAACCU